Trematosphaeria pertusa is the source of this 1443-nucleotide messenger RNA. Its product is annotated as glycosyltransferase family 25 protein. The transcript is spliced from 3 exons. NCBI's taxonomy places the organism in Eukaryota, Fungi, Ascomycota, Dothideomycetes, Pleosporales, Trematosphaeriaceae. The record is from RefSeq and is a predicted model, not a curated record. Bases 283 to 1443 code for a protein of 386 amino acids.
GUCGUUUCCAGUCACCAGAUGUCGAUGGCAUGGAAAAUCAACAGGUCAUUUAAAGCGUACGAGUCCGAGGUAGUGUAUCGUAGUCUUUCUUCUUACUAGUCUCUCGUCUGCUCCGAGUGCAUGCCGUUGCUACAUUCAGUUGAAGGCGUUUUGUUGCAUAUCCAACCUCGUUGAGUUUUGCGUCUUUGUAUACUGUCUAUCCUAUUUCGCGCGAAAGCCCUCUCCUCAAACCAUCUCUCAGCACAUCCCUCGCGUAUACCACCAUUCCAUCCAUCCACCACCAUGGCCCUCCGCGUCGUCAACGCCAAAGUCCUUUCCAUCUGCACUCUCCUGCUCAUCUUCCUCGCCACUCUCGCGCACUUCUUCUCCAGCCGAGAUGGUCCCCACGUGGCAGCAGACGCCGGCAGUCGGCUUGUCUCCGGCAACCACCAGGUCCCAUACGUCCCGAGCAAUUGGCGCACGCGGAAAGCUAAACCUGCAAAUGCGACACUGGACUUCCAGGAGAUUCUGUAUAUUAGCAUGCCGUAUCGCACGGAUCGCCAGGAUGCUAUGAGUCUGCUUGCGGCGGCUACGGGGUUGAAGGUGACGCUGAUACCUGGGGUCGACGUCUCCACCAUGCACCCCAAAGCCAAACCCCUCCUCCCCUUCGUCGACCCCGCCAAAGCCAACGACUCCUUCCUCGGCGUCUGGCGCGCCCACGCAAAUGCCUGGCGCCACAUCAUCGACCACGACGUCGCCACCGCGCUCAUCCUCGAGGACGAUGUCGACUGGGACGUGCAUAUCAAGGACAUCAUGGGCCUGUGGAGCUUCCAGCUACGGUAUAAUAACAGCUUGCUUUCUCCCUCCCCUUCCUCUUCCUCCUCCGCCACGGAUAAGAGUAAGAAUCAAGAAUGCCCCUACGGCUGCGCCUGGGACGAGCUCUACAUGGGGCAAUGCGGCAACACGCCGAACCCGGACGACCGCCGCCACCAGGUCUACGCGGACCCGCACAGCCCCGCGGUGUCCACGCACACGGAUCCCAUCGUCGAGGAGAUGACGCAGCACUGGAAUGUGUCGCGCGACGCGGCGGCGCUGCGGAUAAUCAGCCCGACGUACGGGCCCCUCUGCGCGAUGGGGUAUGCGGUUACUCGGCUGGGUGCGAUGCGUAUGCUGUAUCAGAUUGGCGGGUGGCGUGGUUUUGGCAUGGGCGUCGACAACGAAAUCGCGUUCCGCACGCAAGAAGGCCGCCUGCGCGGCUGGACGCUCAGCCCGCCCUGCAUUACCGCCUGGCGCACCGGCGGCGCGCGGGACAGCGACAACGACGGCGAUAGCGCGGAGCGAGUAGACGACAAGGGCAAUGCGGGCGGGUUUACGAGGGGGCUGAAGGAGAGUGCACGGAAGGCGAUGGAGAGGCUGCUGGGGGAAACGGUGGAUAGGCGGGUGGAGGAGUUGCUGGGGCGGUAG